Messenger RNA from Colletotrichum siamense, 1653 nucleotides. It is a transcript of the gene trm82, whose product is annotated as tRNA (guanine-N(7)-)-methyltransferase non-catalytic subunit trm82. Gene Ontology annotation, cellular component: tRNA methyltransferase complex; cytosol; nucleus. The transcript is spliced from 3 exons. NCBI's taxonomy places the organism in Eukaryota, Fungi, Ascomycota, Sordariomycetes, Glomerellales, Glomerellaceae. The record is from RefSeq and is a predicted model, not a curated record. The coding region runs from base 1 to 1653 and encodes 550 amino acids. Gene Ontology annotation, molecular function: protein binding; tRNA (guanine(46)-N7)-methyltransferase activity. Gene Ontology annotation, biological process: RNA (guanine-N7)-methylation.
AUGAAGAUUCCGUAUAACUUUGUCCAGCCCUGCGGCAACGUCAUCUUUGCUGCCAGGGGCGGCAAGAUUCACUCCUUCAGCCUGCAAGACGGCUCUCACAUCUCAACAUGGAAGCACCCCGACGUCGAGAAGGUCGCAGCUGCCUCGGCCGCCAACGCCGCAGCAAAGGUUGAGAUCGAAGUGAGCUCAGGAGUUCCCACACCUGCUUCCCCGACCAACGAUGCAGAUGGCCCACCAGCCAAGCGCCAGAGGGUUGAGAAGGAGGAUGAGGCCAAGGACGGCGAUGCUAUGGUUGUGGACGAACCUCAGAAGCAGGCCGAAGAUCAGCAGCAGCAGCAGAACGAAAACGAGAAGAAGGGCAAAAAGGACAGGAGGAAGGGAAACAAGGGCAACAAGGCCCAACAUCAGCAGCAGAGCAAUCGCUUUGCGCGAGUUCCGGACCAGCCCGUCAUCACACUCAUGACAACAACCAGCACCGGCAGUCACUUGCUUGCCAUCUCAGGUCAUGACAAGGGCCUGUGGGUACUCGAGCACGACGGCAAGGGCGGCUUGAAAGAGCUGAGCCAGAGAACAAUGCCUAAACGCCCCUGCUCCGUUCUCAUCUGCCCAGACGACGAGACGAUCCUGAGCGCAGACAAGUUUGGCGAUGUCUUCUCCCUGCCCCUUAUCCCCUCUGAUAAGCCUGCUUCCACUGAUGCUCCCGAGGAGCCCGCCGGGCCGGCAACCCAAGCGCCAGAGGCCCAGCCCUUCAAGCCUGAAGCCAGCAACUUCACUGUGCACUCCAAAGCCAACCUCCGCGCCCUCAAGAACCAGCAGCGUGAGAUGAACAAGUCGAAGCGCGACGCCCCCAAGGAGGAUCCGACCUUCGAGCACACCCUCCUGCUUGGCCACGUCUCUAUGCUCACCGCCAUGACGCUCGCCGAGAAGGGAUCCCGCCGGUACAUCAUCACCGCGGACCGCGAUGAGCAUAUUCGUGUCUCGCGCUACAUGCCCCACGCCCAUAUUAUCGAGGGUUUCUGUCUUGGCCACACCAACUUCGUCAGCGCCCUGACUCUUCCCAGCCAAGACGUUCUCGUCUCGGGAGGUGGAGACAGUGAGCUGUUCGUAUGGGACUGGGAGGCCGGCAACAUCUUGUCCAAGUUCGACAUCUUGGAGCAGGUUCGCCAGGUCGAACAGGAGGCUGCCAAGGUCGCGGUCUCCCAGCUCCUGUCUGCCACUGUCCUCGCCAAUGGCCUGCCGGUGUCCGUUGUUUUGGUGGUCUGUGAGGGUGUCCCUGCAAUCUUCGUGCUCCGUGUCUCAGAACAAAACACUCUGUCCCACGUACAGACAGCCUCUCUCCCAGGCAACCCUCUGCACGUUGCCCCCAUCUCCAGCGGUAGUCCUCUGAGUACCAUCCUCGUCACGAUUGACCCGGCGGAGCCGAGCACUAAUGACAACGGCCUCGUGUCUUACAAGUGGACCGGCGCCGCCUUCUCAACAACACAAGACUUCGUACCCCAGGAUGCGAGCUUGACGGAGAGUGAGUUUGAUCUGACCCAGGAACAAGUACGCAAGCUGCUGUACAACAUUGGAGAUUUGCGCAAGAAGAACGAGGAGCAGGGUGAAGAAGGCGAGGAAGCUGAGCAGGCUGAGCAGCCAGCGGAGGCAUCAUAG